UUUGAGCUGGCUUUCUCAGGGACUUCGGUCGCGGCUGCGCUCGUCGCGCUGCUGAGCCUGCUGUGGAUGAGCACACGAAGUCGCAAGCCCCAUCCGCCCGGGCCCAAACCCAAGUUCCUCAUAGGGAACCUGAAAGAUCUCCCUUCCAAAGGCUACGAAUGGGUCAAGUAUGCUGCUAUGACGCGCGAAUAUGCGAGCGACGUGCUCUACUUCACCGUUCUCGGCACCCCGAUGCUCGUUAUCAACAGCUUCGAAGCCGCCCGCGAGCUGCUCGACAAGAAGGGUGCACUGUACUCAUCGCGCCCACGCCUCGUCAUGAUCAAGGAGCUCAUGCGCUACGACUGGAACCUCCUUCUCAUGUCGUACGGGAAGACGUUCGUCGCGCAACGGCGCAUCGUGCAGCAGGAGUUCCAGCCUGCGGUCGUCACGCGGCUGCACCGCCCUGUCAUUGUACGCGAGGUCACCGCGCUCCUCAGUCGCUUGCUUGCCACGCCUGAUGUUGGCGGGCCUGCUAUGGUCGAUCACUUCAGGCACUUGACAGGCGCGAUCAUUAUGAUGACGACGUAUGGCCACCAGGCGACGUCCGCCAAGGACCGCUUCAUCCAGAUCGCAGAAAUAGUCCGCGAGCAUGCGGAGUCGCGUCCUGGCUUUGCGCUCGUGGACCUUUGUCCUCCUCUGAAGUAUCUUCCAACGUGGUUCCCGGGCGCGUCAUUUCACAAGCAGGCGGCUAUCGAGCGCGCAUUGUCAGUACGCAUGCGUUCGGAACCAUACCAGGAUGUGAGGGAGCGCAUGGCUACGGGAGAUGUUGUGUCAUGCCUGGCUACGCGCCUCCUGGCUCUAGACGACCUUCCCUGGCAAGGGACUGGACUUACUAAGGACGAGUUUGUUCGGGACUGCUGCGGGGACGUCUAUAGCGCUGGAGCUGAUACUGCUAUCGUCGCGAUGCGAAACUUUGUGCUCGCCAUGAUCCUGUUCCCAAGCGUGCAAGAACGCGCGCAGGAGGAGCUGGACCGAGUCGUCGGCCGAGACCGCCUGCCGACCUUCGACGACCGCGCCCAGCUGCCAUACGUCUCGAACGUCGUGAAAGAAAGCCUGCGCUGGAAGGCCGUGUCUAAUCUCGGCGUCCCCCACGCAACGCUCGACAGCGACGAAUACCGCGGGGGAUACAUCCCUAAGGGUACGACUGUGCUCGCGAACCUCUAUGCGAUGCUCCACGACGAAUCCGUAUACGCCGAGCCCGACGCGUUUAACCCAGACCGCUACGCGCCGACGCCCGCGAAGCCCUCCGGCGAGCCCGACCCCGCGCGCGCUGCGUUUGGCUUCGGCCGCAGGGUCUGCCCCGGACGGUACUUCGCGGACGACACGCUCUUCCUCACCAUGGCGUCGCUGCUGCACGUCUUCCGCAUCGCGAACGCAGAGGGCGUGACAGGGCCCGGCGUGGUGAAGGACGUGCACUGGAGCUCUGGGCUCGUCAGCCACCCGUCCCCGUUCCCGGCGAUGUUUACGCCCCGGUUUGGGGCGGCGGCGGAUGUGGUGCAUGCUGCUCAACUCUAACCUUGCGAGCGUGUUUGACAGCGGGCGGUGCAGUGUUUGUACGGCGCGCGGAUGGCUGCGCCCCGAUCUCGGGUAUGCAAGGUUUGGUGUACAUUCUAGUUUGUGCUUGGGCGUCCUGGAUCGGACUGUGCAGCUUUGUGGCGGCCUCACGCGGCUAUUCAUGUAAGUGUAUCGUCUGCCUAUGAGAGCCCUACGAUUGCAGACACAUAACAAUGACCACAUUUGCACGUC
Molecule: messenger RNA, 1785 nt
Organism: Trametes versicolor FP-101664 SS1
Lineage: Eukaryota; Fungi; Basidiomycota; Agaricomycetes; Polyporales; Polyporaceae
Product: cytochrome P450
Exons: 12
Coding region: 67-1554 (495 amino acids)
Molecular function (GO): oxidoreductase activity, acting on paired donors, with incorporation or reduction of molecular oxygen; heme binding; iron ion binding
Source: RefSeq, a predicted model, not a curated record